This is a messenger RNA of Penicillium antarcticum, 666 nucleotides long. Its product is annotated as WW domain protein. The record is from RefSeq and is a predicted model, not a curated record. Bases 1 to 666 code for a protein of 221 amino acids. Lineage: Eukaryota; Fungi; Ascomycota; Eurotiomycetes; Eurotiales; Aspergillaceae. Gene Ontology annotation, molecular function: protein binding. The transcript has 2 exons.
AUGUCGUACGCCCCGCCUUACGGAGACCCUUACGGCCGCCCACCCGCGGACCCUUACGGUCGUCCCCCAUCAGACACUCCCUACCAACAACCCUACGCGCCCUACGGCGCACCACCCGCAGAUCCGUAUGCCCGACCCCCGUCAGACAGACCGCCCUACGAACGCGGCCCCUACAGUGCACCUCCACCAGGCGCUCGUCCCCCACAGAACCCCCCACCUCCACUUCCAGCCGGCUGGCACCAGGAAUGGGAGCCAAGCACCCGCCGCGCCUUCUGGGUAGAGGACGCCACUGGCCGUUCCCAGUGGGAGACACCAUAUUCUCAGCCUGCCUAUUCGGGCUACAAUGAUGGUUCUCGCAGUGUUCCUCCUCCCGAGCCUCAGGGUGGCUACUAUGCGCCGCCUCCCGGUCCCCCUCCUGUCAACUAUGAUAGCCGUCCUCCUGGCGGUGGCUAUUAUGAUCAGCAGCAGCAGGUCGAGCCUGAGAAGAAGAGUAGCAAUGCUGGCAAGUACCUUGCUGUGGGUGCUGCUGGUCUUGCUGUUGGUGGUCUUGCUGGUGCUUAUCUUGAACAUGAGCAUGAUGAGGAUGAGGAGCGCUCCGACCUCGAGGAGGCAUAUGAGGAUGGUCGUCGUGAUGAGGCCUAUGAGGAGGACUACGGCAGCGACUAA